AUGCUCAAGUUUUUCAUCCUGUGCACGUUAGCUGUAGCCAGUCGGGCUGAGAUUCCCGAGGAAGACGACGUUCUGGUACUGAAGAAGAGUAACUUUGACGAGGCUCUCUCGGCGCACCCUAACAUCCUGGUAGAAUUCUAUGCCCCAUGGUGCGGUCACUGCAAGGCCCUGGCUCCAGAGUAUGCCAAGGCUGCUGGUAUGCUGAAGGCAGAAGGUUCAGAUAUCCGCCUGGCUAAGGUUGACGCCACUGAAGAGACAGACCUAGCCCAAGAGUUUGGUGUCCGUGGAUACCCCACCAUCAAGUUCAUUAAGGGGGGAGACAAGGAAUCCCCCAGAGAGUACUCAGCUGGAAGGCAGGCAGAUGACUUUAUCAGCUGGCUCAAGAAACGCACAGGCCCCGCAGUUGCGCUGUUGGCUGACGUCACAGCUGCGCAGUCCUUAAUAGCUGACCAUGAAGUGGUGGUCAUUGGGUUCUUUAAGGAUGUGGAGUCUGCUGGAGCCAAGGCCUUUGAAAUGGCAGCUGAAGCAAUCGAAGAUGUUCCUUUCGGCAUUACCUCAGAUGAUGCCGUUUUUACCAAGUUUGAGGUCUCCCAAGAUGGCAUUGUUCUCUUUAAGAAGUUCGAUGAAGGACGUAACACUUUUGAUGGUGACCUUACCAAAGAAACUAUCCUGUCUUUUGUCAAAGCCAACCAGCUGCCUCUGGUCAUUGAAUUCACUGAGCAGACUGCCCCUAAAAUCUUUGGGGGUGAGAUCAAGUCCCACAUUCUUAUGUUUCUGCCAAAAGCAGCCUCAGACUUCCAGGAAAAAAUGGACCAAUUUAAAAAAGCCGCCGAGUCAUUCAAAGGACAGAUCCUCUUCAUUUUCAUCGACAGCGAGGUGGAUGACAACCAGCGCAUCUUGGAGUUCUUUGGCCUAAAGAAAGAGGAGUGCCCAGCCAUCCGCCUCAUCACCCUGGAGGAUGAGAUGACUAAGUACAAACCAGAGAGCGACACCAUCACUGCAGAGGCCAUUGUUGGAUUUUGCACACAAUUUAAAGAAGGCAAACUGAAGCCUCACCUGAUGAGCCAAGAAAUCCCCAAAGACUGGGACCAAACACCUGUCAAGGUUCUGGUUGGCAAGAAUUUUGAGGAGGUCGCCUUUGAUCCCAAGAAGAACGUCUUUGUUGAAUUCUAUGCCCCUUGGUGUGGCCACUGCAAGCAGCUGAAUCCUAUCUGGGAAAAGCUGGGUGAGAAGUACAAGGACCAUGCUGACAUCCUUGUGGCCAAGAUGGAUUCUACAGCUAAUGAGGUGGAGGCCGUCAAAGUCCAUAGCUUCCCUACCCUGAAGUUCUUCCCUGCAGGAGAAGAACGCAAGGUGAUUGACUACAAUGGGGAGAGAACACUAGAAGGCCUGAGCAAGUUCUUGGAGAGUGGCGGUACAGAGGGAGGAGCACCUGCUGGCGACGACGAUGAUGAUGGCGAUGAGGAAGACUUUGAUCCUGAGGACUUGGAGGACUUGGAGGAUACGGAUGACGAAGACUCAGACAGCAAGGAAAAAACAGUGUCCUUCUACUGA
Molecule: messenger RNA, 1554 nt
Organism: Nerophis lumbriciformis (worm pipefish)
Lineage: Eukaryota; Metazoa; Chordata; Actinopteri; Syngnathiformes; Syngnathidae
Source: RefSeq, a predicted model, not a curated record